CUGCAGCAUCUGCCCGCCACCCCAGGGUCACUGACAGCCCCAUGUGACUGUCUGAGGCAGAUGUUUCCUGCCCCGGGGGAAGGCUGUGUCAGUGCCCAGGGAAGCCCCAGAGCUGACAUCGCCCUGCCCAGCCAUGGGUCCCAACCUGUUCCUGCUGCUGCUCCUGGGAAUAGCAGGCCAGGGCUUGGCUGGCAUCCUCCCGGAGGUGCUGCAGGCACCGGUGGGGGGCUCCAUUCUGGUGCAGUGUCUCUACCGACUCCAGGACAUCAAGGCUCGGAAGGUGUGGUGCCGGUUCCUGCCAGAGGGGUGCCAGCCCUUGGUGUCCUCAGCCGUGGAUCGCAGAGCCCCAGGGCACAGCCGCGCCUUUCUCACUGACCUGGGGAGCGGCCUGCUUCAGGUGGAGAUGAUCUCCCUGCGGGAGGACGAUGCCGGGGAGUACGGCUGUGUGGUGGAGGGACCCUCUGGACCCCAGACGCUGCACAGAGUCGCUCUGGACAUCCUCCCUGCUGCCUCUGACCGGGAAGAGGAGGAGGAGGAAGACGAGAUCUACAAGGUUGGCAGUCUGGCUAAUGACCCUGUAGGCAGUGCCAGCCCUCUGGAACCCAGCCAGGAUAAGAGCAUCCUCUUGAUCUGGGGUGCUGUGCUCCUGCUGGGUCUGCUGGCGUUGGCGGUGGUGCUAUUUGCUGUGAUGGCCAAAAGGAAAGCACACAGGCUUGGUGUUUGUGGCCGAUCCCAGGGCAGUGGAAUUUCACACACGGCACCUUCCUCAGUGCUCCACAACAUCGGUGACUCUGGACUGACUGCAGACGUGCCAUCGGCCAUACCAUAUGUUAGGCUUGACUCACUACCUUCCUUUGACAAUACCACCUACAGCAGCCUACCUCUUGAGCCCCUACCAGGGAAAGCCCCACCCCCCGCCCCAUCCUCAUCACCCCCUCUGCCUCCUAAGGUCCUGAUCUCCUCCAAGCUGACAUAUGCCACAGUCAUCUUCCCUGGAGGGGACAAGAGUGGAGGAGCCUCCCGGAAGCCAGUCCAAGAUCCCCCUAAUAGCCAGACUCCACCUAGCUGAGCUGCUCACCGCACUGUGUGCUCACAGAGAGUGCCCCCGGGGUUCCUUCUGUGCACCCGCUCACCCAGCCAGCUCAUGCCCUAGAUCCUUAGCAUAUCAGAGCAACUAGGUGACUUUAGGGUCUAUUAUAAUCUAAUGUCUUGACUUUCUGACCUGGAAAGUGAUGAUUGGGUGUGACUGAGGUAUCUUGGGGAAGCCGCCCCUCCCCCACCCGUGUUAGUUCCUCUGCCAUUAUGCCACUGGACUCA
This is a messenger RNA of Hipposideros armiger (great roundleaf bat), 1317 nucleotides long. It is a transcript of the gene TREML1, whose product is annotated as triggering receptor expressed on myeloid cells like 1. Lineage: Eukaryota; Metazoa; Chordata; Mammalia; Chiroptera; Hipposideridae. Gene Ontology annotation, cellular component: cell surface. The record is from RefSeq and is a predicted model, not a curated record. Gene Ontology annotation, molecular function: signaling receptor activity.